AUGGAAUGCGAUGAGUUAGCCGUGCUGGAUGAUACUAAAGACGCCGACCAGUUUCGAACCGGGCUGGCAGCCGCUCGCACAUUAGGUGCGGCGUUUCCCCCGUCGCCCGUGAUGAAAACAAGGGCAUUGAACAACAGCAGCAGCAGCAGCAGCAGCAACGACAACAACAACAACAAGAACAACAAGAACAACAAGAACAACAAGAACAACAAGAACAACAAGAACAACAAGAACAACAAGAACAACAAGAACAACAAGAACAACAAGAACAACAAGAACCAGAUGCAACUCUCCCCCAUUCCAAAGACGUGGACCCUCAGCCCCCAUCCACCCCUGUUUCGGCUACCAGUGGUGCAUACCUGCUGCACCAGCAGCUUCACCAACAACACCUUUACCACAACCAACCGACAUACAUGUUCGUCGCCUGUUUCUGGCGGCAUUGGAGGUGGCUAUGUCGCCAUGAAUAUUCCUGGGCGUAAACCUAACGAAUAUGUCGGUGCGACUGAAUCAUCAACAUCACUGUGGUCAAUGAUGGGACGAAGCCAAGACAAGGUAUACCCCUCCAGUUCGAUAGGAAGCGUCAACGUCGCAGCAUGCUCGGAGUCCUCGUCGAGUUCUGACGAAGACGAGGAUAUGGACGAAGACACAGACGAGCCUUUUAUCACAACACCACAGGUUAGCAAGACCAGCAGUACGCACAUAGGUGGCCCACAAAUUUCCAUGCCGUGGAUGCCCAGCUCCCCUGCCAUGAACAGUCUUCUCUCUUUUACACACCGCCAGCGUCCUCGAAAACAGCCCAAGCGUAAAGCGCGCGGGCCGCUUUGGAUGGGGUUCAGCUCCAAUGCCGUCCCAUCCGCGCCUACGGCGUCUGGUGCUGGGGCAAGCACCAUGUCGAAAUCACCGCCGUCUAGCUUUGUCUUGGCACGCGACAGCCAGGCGCUGCAUCAGCAGCAUCCACGGCGCGAGAGUAUCAGUUGGGCAGCUAACCAGCUGAACAUCUCGGGCAGCGAAAGUGAUGACAACCACAAAGCAAAUAUGGACUCGGGCGAAAUUUUGGGGCCUCAGCGUGGUGUUGUCCGUCGUGCAGUGACCCGGCGAGGAAACCUUCUUCCGAAAACAAAAGGCUUUGCACGCAUUCGAGCAGCCCUUGCAGAAGAAAGCGCACCAGCAGAGGCCGACUUUCGCCGCGAAGCGGAAGUUGUUCGCCUGCUUGAGAGCGACAUGGAACAAACGGAACAUCGUCUUCCCAUUCCAUUGCCACUUCGCUCGACAACAACUACUGCCAACUCCAGCCCCAGCAUGUUUGACAGCAUGGACGAUCUAGCAGAUGAUGUGAUGGCCAUGGAUGCUUCAGCGGGGCUGGGCCUUUCGGUUGGAAUUGCAAAGCAACAGACCGAUAAGAACGCUGCUGGAAGCAGCCGCCCAUUUUGGUCCCGCAUUGGGCAACAUUCUACUGGCAAUCUUGACCACGGCCGGAAAGCAACUACUCCGCCACCCCACCAACUCAGAAGCUAUUCGGCAUCCAACGUGCCCGACGACACAUCCAUGGACUCACCGUCCGCAAGUGGAAACAGUGCCAGUGGCAAUGCCAUCUUCCCCAGUGGUGGUAUAUUUCCCAUGACCACGACCAGCUCUUCGGGGCGUGACACACCGCUACAAGGGCAGAUGGCAGCAUCUUCGAUCGGUGGCGGAGACAACCAGCAGAUGCAACCGCAGCAAACAUUACGGCAGCAGCAGCUUCAACAACCUGUGCUACCUAGUGCAGCAGAGAUUACGCGGCGUAUCAACAGCAAACGGCGCCGAGAUGAUGACCUCGACUUGGUUAGUUUCAAGCGUCGCGCUGUGAGUCCGGGCAUGAGCGUGCAUAACAGCCCUGUCAUGCAGAGCCCGCUACAACGAGACUCACUUCCUUGGGGCGGGACUAGCAUAAGUACGCCAUCGAAUGCGUCGCGCCCGGACAGCGGUGGCGGUCCCGGGGGUGGGAUCGGAAGCAUAGGGCUGUUUGAGGUACGGAACAACAACAGCGGCGACAACAGCAGUCCCAACAGUAACAGCAACAACGGCAGUACCGUGAACACAAACAGCUCGAAUGGCGGCCGGCGAGUCGCUUCUAACACGAAAACCCGCAUCGGAUACCAUGCUAUGGCAGAUGCCAACGACAGCAUCACGCGACUUAGUAUUGAGUAA
Molecule: messenger RNA, 2187 nt
Organism: Sporothrix brasiliensis 5110
Lineage: Eukaryota; Fungi; Ascomycota; Sordariomycetes; Ophiostomatales; Ophiostomataceae
Exons: 4
Coding region: 1-2187 (728 amino acids)
Cellular component (GO): site of double-strand break
Source: RefSeq, a predicted model, not a curated record